AACAUGGCGCCUCGCAUCGUUUUCCACGUGUAGUCGCGUUCUGUGGCGGUGUAUGGCAGUUUCAAGCUUGCACAGUCGUGUGAUUGUGACCUGACACGUUUGAAAGUGCAGGAAACCCUGUUGGAAAGCGACGUCCAACAUCGAGACAACGCCCCAAGCGUAAACAACCGCGAUGAAGAAGCGUCUCUUCGUGGGCAACCUCGGUUCCUCUGUGACUGACGGUGAUCUUAGGGAGAAAUUCGCGAGGUUCGGUGAAGUCGAAAAUGUCGAGCUGCACACCAAGAAGGACGAGUCGGGAAAGCCUUUCAAGACUUUCGCUUACCUCGACUUGAACAUCGAUCAAGAGAACCUCGUGAACUGCAUUAAAACUUACAACAGUGCCAAAUGGAAAGGCACUGCCAUUGUUGUGCAAGUAGCCAAGGAAAGCUACAUUCAAAGGAUUCAGCGUGAAGCCAAGGCUCGUUCUGCCCAGGACACGGGCAACGCCCCCUCAGAUUCCGCAGAGCCAGCUCAUCUCAGAAGACCCGCUGAGAUCAAGAUUAAGAAGCCGGAUUGGGCAGAUAAAUCUUCUGCACGUUUCAAGCCAGAAAAGUCCGACUGGUCGGACAGAACCUCGGCACGCCUUAAAAAGGAAAUCUACAACGAGUCUGAUGGGGGCUCGUUGCAAGACAGCAGGGCGUCUCGAACACCCACCAUGGCACAUAAGACACCCAAAGGCGAGUUUGCCAACGAGAAAGCCUUUCUCUUUGAUGACAACGAGGAGCAGCCCGGCAGUGACAAGCCCGUGCCACAGUGUAAAGCAGACGUGGCCCUCUUGCGUCAUGCCUGGGGUUACCGCCUGGGUGCCGGCUACGACAAAGGCUACGGUGGUGGGGACGACGAUGACUUCGAGGUGGUCCCCAGCAGAGACCCCGAGCAGGAGCAAGAAGCCAAGCGACAGGCAGCCAAUGCCAAGCGGCUGGCAUCAGUCAAGCAGCGCUUCGCCGAGAGCGACAUGCAGCGGCGCCUGCUCCGGUCGGCACUGACAUCUGUGGACAACUCUGACCGCAAAAGGCGCAUCGUCUUCAAGGACAGCGAUGACGAUGAAGCAGAAGAAUCCUUUGCGACACCCUCUGUCGAGGCCCCUGCAGCGACGGAGCACAAGCUGACCCUCUUUGACGAUGAUGAUGAAGAGGCAGAGGAGGAAGGGGAAAGCCCCGACUACGACUUCAGGCUAAGGCCACAGUUCGAGGGCCACAAAGGUCACAAGGUACUGGAGCUGCAGUCCAAGUUUGGCACUGACGAGCGUUUCCGCAUGAGCGAGAAUUUCCUGGAGAGCGAUGAUGAUGAGUCUGGCAGUGUCAAAGGUGACCAAGCUGCCUUGGACGAAGAUUCCCUGGACCCCAGCAAAGAGCGUGCACGUAACCUGGACAUUCUCCAGGACGUCUUGGGGCCAGAGGCACCCAAGAUACGGCCCAAGGCCAUCUUCAAGGAUGCGACACAGCUGCGCUUUGACCCAACUAAGGAGAGUGCUGCCAAGUUUGAGAUCAAGCCAGAGUCCAGGGCAUCAAAGAGAAAGAAGAUGCGCGCAGAGGAGGAAAAUGCCGCAGCUGUGCCACAGGUGUCUGGCGAGCAGUUCUACGAAGUGACCACCGACCUGCAGGAUGCCCUGAAGAACCGGUCGUCAGGGUUCAGCCUCUCUCAGAUGUUCGCCGAACAGCUGCAAGACGACGACAUACAAGGCGAACCCUUUGGCAGCAGCAGUAGCAGUGAGGCCUCGGACGAUGAACAGACCAAAUAUCACAGCCGCGUCCAAGAGGUGAAAGGCAAGAAGGCUGGCCUCCAAGAUUUCUUUCGCACCGACACUGAUGCCGGCGAGGCUGCAGAUGCCCUUCCUUCUGCAGCACCUGGCGAGGCAGGCGAUGAUGAGGGUCCUAUGAGUGACGUGUUUCGAAGAAUGGACGACCACCGCUUCGCCACCGUUGUGGACCGGCCCCUGUUUUUCUUUGUGCCCGGUGAUCGCCGCCUUCUUGAGGGAGCCAAGUUCUUUAGGUGCCAGAGCGAUCCAGAGACAAUAAGGAACAACUUUUUUGAUAACAGGGUCGCCCUUAUCAAGCUUUUGCUGUCCAAGCGCAAGAUGGCCAAGAGGGCGCUUGAAAGGAAACUUGGAAAGAAGGUUGGCAGCCAGCAAUGGAGGCUUGGAAAACUAAAAAAAAAGUGAAAUGGAAUAAAGUAAGCCAACUGCA
Molecule: messenger RNA, 2225 nt
Organism: Rhipicephalus sanguineus (brown dog tick)
Lineage: Eukaryota; Metazoa; Arthropoda; Arachnida; Ixodida; Ixodidae
Product: nucleolar protein 8
Exons: 14
Coding region: 173-2200 (675 amino acids)
Molecular function (GO): RNA binding
Source: RefSeq, a predicted model, not a curated record